GUGGAGCCCCUAAGAAAAAAUCUGUCAAACAAUUUUAGUCAAUGUAAACAGAAACUUCUGUUUUGAUUUAGAGAAACGAGCUAUGGGGGCCAGAGGAAUAAAUUAUUUGUAUCAUAUUAAUAAAUUACCAGUAGGUGGAGUCCCUAAGAAAAAAUCUGUCAAAAAUUUUAGUCAAUGUGAACAGAAACUUCUGUUGUGAUUUAGAGAAACGAGCUAUGGGGCAGCAAAGAAGAGAAGUAACUGAGUCUUUGCUUGUCAGACAUGGACAUGGAGACCUUGUUCACACUGAAGAAAAUAUUGGCGUUGUUGUUGGGGGUGGAGGGUCAGUGGCUGCUUCCAGUGUCACCACCAUUCUUGCUCUUAGCACCUUUGUGGCAGCUUGCGUUGCCUUUGGUUUUGGAUGUGCUAUAGGAUAUUCAUCACCUACUCAGUCCUCAAUCAUGGAAGAUUUGGGACUUUCUAUGGCAGACUUUUCACUUUUUGGUUCAAUACUUAAUAUUGGAGCAAUUCUAGGUGCAGUAAUAAGUGGGAAGAUUACAGAUUUGCUUGGUCGCAAAUUGACCAUGUGGAUUCUGAAUAUAUUCUACAUCAGCGGGUGGCUCGCCAUAGCAUUUACAAAGGUUCCUUGGCUGCUGGACCUGGGAAGACUAUCACUGGGAUUCACAAAUGGAAUUUCGGGUUAUCUGGUGCCCAUCUACAUUGCAGAGAUAACACCCAAGAACCUCAGGGGAAGAUUUACAGCCAUAGUACCGUUGAUGACUUGUUGGGGCAUGUCAUCCAUGUAUGUGGUCGGUUCCUUUGUCAGUUGGCGCACCUUGGCUCUAAUAGCCAUCAUUCCUAGUAUACUCCAACUCCCACUCCUCUCCUUCAUUCCAGAAUCUCCUCGAUGGCUGGCAAACGUUGGUCGUGACAAAGAGCUUGAAUCUGCUCUGUUGUGCCUCAGGGGAGAGAAAGCUUAUAUUUCUGAUGAAGCAACUGACAUCAAACAUUAUGUGGACUCUCUUAAAAGUAUCUCAGAGGAAGGAAUUUUAGAUGUAUUUCAGAAGAAGUAUGUCCGACCCUUGCUUAUUGUAGCCGGCAUGGUGGCUCUGUUGAGUUUGGGAGGAGUCAAUGCAUUUACAUAUUAUUCUGGUGUUAUUUUUGUCUCAGCUGGUAUAUCCAGCAUGAUUGGACUCAUUGCAUUGGCUGCUGCUCAGACAUUACUUGGCUUUCUAGGUACAAUCUUUAUUGAUAAAUCUGGAAGGCGACCACUUCUACUGGUUGCUUUAGCUGGAUUGUGCUUCAGCAGCUUCCUCACAGGGUUAUCGUUCUUGUUAAAGGAAUAUAAUUGGUGGGGUGAAGGUACUCCUAUUUUGGCACUCAUUGGCAUAUUGAUGUAUAAGGGAUCAUUCGUAGUAGCCGUAGGGAUACCAUGGCUGUUAGUAGCAGAGCUAUUUCCAAUAAAUGUAAAAGGUUCAGCUGGAAGCAUCUGUAAUUUCAUCAGUGGGAUUACUGGUUGGGCUGUUGCAUACUACUUUAACUUACUAACUAAAUGGAGCUCAGCAGGAACAUUCUUUAUAUUUUCAGCCUUCUGCUGUGCAAAUUUCAUCCUAGCAGCAACAAUGGUGCCGGAGACUAAAGGUCGAACACUGGAAGAAAUACAAGCAUCAAUUACUCAUUCUUCACAUCUGAAUGUGCGCCAUCACCAUUCACCAGUCAUUAUCUGCUUUGGUCACAUGGGGUUCAUGAGCAAUAUGGGGGAAGAAGCGGCAACAGUGACACAAUCUUUGCUUGGUAGACGAGGACAUGGUGGUGGUGGUCAGCUGCAGACUGUUUCAAGUGUCACUACUACUCUUGUUCUUAGCACCUUUGUUGCAGCUUGCAUUUCCUUUGGUUUUGGAUGUGUUAUGGGAUAUUCAUCACCUACUCAGUCUGCAAUCAUGGAGGACUUGGAUCUCUCCAUUGCAGAGUUUUCACUUUUUGGUUCAAUGUUAAAUAUUGGAUCAAUUCUAGGUGCAUUAGUAAGUGGGAGGACAACAGAUCUCCUUGGUCGUAAAUGUACAAUGUGGGUUUUGAACUUAUUCUACAUUAUGGGAUGGUUCGCUAUAGCAUUUGCAAAGGUUCCGUGGUUGCUUGAUGCAGGAAGACUAUUACUGGGAUUCAGAAAUGGAAUUGCUGGUUAUUUGGUACCUUUAUAUGUUGCAGAGAUAACACCCAAGAAUCUUAGGGGAAGAUUUUCAGGUCUAGUACAGACAAUGGGUGUAAUAGGCCUUUCAAUGAUGUAUAUUAUUGGUCCUUUCUUCAGUUGGCGUAUCUUGGCUCUGAUAGGUAUUAUUCCAAGUCCACUACAACUCCCACUUCUAUUUUUCAUUCCAGAGUCUCCUAGAUGGCUGGCAAAUGUUGGCCGAGAAAAGGAGUUUGAAAAAGCUCUGCUGUCCCUCAGGGGAGAGAAAGUCAAUAUUUUUGAGGAAGCAACCACUAUCAAAGAUUAUACGGAAUCCCUGAAAUGUUUCUCAUGGGGAGGAAUUUUAGAUUUAUUUCAGCGAAAAUAUGCUCAUCCCCUAAUUAUUGGAAUAGGGCUGAUGGCACUGCAACACUCAGGAGGGGCCAAUGCAUAUGCAUAUUACUCUGGUGUUAUUUUUGUCUCAGCAGGUUUAUCAAAAUAUAUCGGGCUUAGUACAUUGGCUGUUGUCGAGAUAUUAAUGAGCCUUCUUGGUACCAGCUUGAUCGAUAAGUUUGGAAGACGAUCACUUCUACUGGUUUCUUCAUGUGGAUUAUGCUUCGGCAGCUUCCUCACUGGAAUAUCAUUCCUUUUAUAGGACUAUAACUGGUGGGGUGAGCGAACCCCUAUUUUGGCACUCAUUAGCAUAUGGCUUUAUAUGGGGUCAUACCAAGUAGGAAUGGAAGGAAUUCCAUGGAUUAUAGUGGCAGAGAUAUUUCCCAUAAACAUAAAAGGUGCAGCUGGAAGCAUUUCCAGUUUGAUUGGGAAUUUGUUUUCUUGGAUUGUUUCAUACAACUUUAACUUCUUAUUUCAAUGGAGCUCAGCAGGCACAUUCUUCAUAUUUUCAGCUAUUUGUGGUCUGAAUGCCAUAUUUGCCGCGACAAUGGUACCGGAGACUAAGGGAAGAACACUAGAAGAAAUACAAGCAUCACUUACUAGCAUAUGAAGAAGUGUGUCAACAAUGUAUAUGAAUACUGGCACUUUGAAUAAAUUGCUUUAGUUAUCACCUUAACAAAGGGUGUUUUUGUUAUUA
Messenger RNA from Theobroma cacao (cacao), 3233 nucleotides. Lineage: Eukaryota; Viridiplantae; Streptophyta; Magnoliopsida; Malvales; Malvaceae. The record is from RefSeq and is a predicted model, not a curated record.